CACCCCGACUGGUGAGAGAGCAGGAGUGUGUGUGUGUGUGUGAGAGAGAGAGAAAGAGAGAUUUGAAGGCGUGAAGGCGUGCGUGAAGAAGAGAAGCAGCAUUAAACCAUCAGAGCUCAGAGCUGACAUGAAACACACUUUGGUCUGCUUCAUCUUCCUCACAGCACUUCAGGAUGGAAACACUGGUUUGGUCAAAGCACAAACUCUCACCCACAGAGCAGAGGAAGGAGGAAACAUCACAGUUGCAUGCAGCUUUUAUUUCUCUGGAAGCAGGAAACUGUUCUGUAAGGAAAAAUGUGAAAAUGGAAACAUUCUUGUUGAAACAUCUGAUGAUGCAGCUCAGAACGGCAGAUACAGCAUUAAAUAUGAAAACAAAGGCUUUUUCUCAUCUGAUAUUAUGUAUGUGAGCAUCAAACAGCUGAAACAGUCUGACUCAGGAUGGUACAGGUGCUCUUUGGACAGAGUCUUGUUGACAGAUGGAAACGAUGAUUUUGAGCUGAUUGUCACAGCAGCUUCAACCACUUCAACACCAAACGGGACUCUGAGACCUUUUUCAGCUUCAGUGUUUCUCUCAUCAGCCUCCACACCACCAACAACACAGAGUUUCAGCUCAACUUCAGGAAGCUCCACACCUUCAUCAGCCUCCUCUGGAAGUUCAGAUGUGCUGAUUUUUGUGCGUCUGAUUCUGGUCGUAAUCAUCACCGUCUUUUUAGUAACUUCAUUGAUUUUCUACAUGAUGAGGAGGACCGCUAAACCCAGAGGACCUCCUGUGGAAUCUGAGCGUGCUGACAUCACACAGGGCAACAACAUAUAUGUAGAGAUCAGAGAGGAGGACAGACAGAGCAGCUCACCUCCUGCAGGAGUGUUUUCAACAGAUGCUACACCAAAAGCCUCCAACCACAUGGAGAUGAAAACAAUAGACCUCCACAGCCUCUCCGCCUCUCCUCAGAACAAAGUCCAUGCCAGCCCUGCCGACCACACCACAGAUGCUUCACCUCCUCAUCUGUCCAAAAACAUCAGUAGUGAUGCUGCUGAUGGAACCUCGGUGGCUAACAGAUGAACAGAAUCCAUACAACACAGCACUUCAGGAUGGAAACACUGGUUUGGUCAAAGCACAAACUCUCACCCACAGAGCAGAGGAAGGAGGAAACAUCACAGUUGAAUGCAGCUUUACUUGGUCUGGAAGCAGGAAACUCUUCUCUUCAACCACUUCAACACCAAACGGGACUCUGAGACCUUUUUCAGCUUCAGUGUUUCUCUCAUCAGCCUCCACACCACCAACAACACAGAGUUUAAACUCAACUUCAGGAAGCUCCACACCUUCAUCAGCCUCCUCUGGAAGUUCAGCUCUUGCAGAUGUGCUGCUUUAUGUGCGGCUGGUUCUGGUCGUUGUCAUCAGCAUCUUUUUAGCAUCUUUGCUGAUGAAGAGGAGAGCCGUUAAACCCAGAGGACCUCCUGUGGAAUCUGAGCGUGCUGACAUCACACAGGACAACCAGUUGUGUGAAGAGAUCAGAGAGGAGGACAGACAGAGCAGCUCACCUCCUGCAGGAGUGUCUUCAGUGUACGCUACACCAAAAAGCCUCCAACCAGAUGGAGAUGUAAACAUAGACCUCUGCAGCCUCUCCACCUCUGCUCACAACAAACGCCCCCCAGUGGUGACACAGCUGAUGUCGUCUCCUCCAGGCUUCAGGCACAUGCCAGCCCUGCCAACCACACCACAGAUCUCCUCUGCUGCUGAAAAACAUCAGCAGUGA
This is a messenger RNA of Oreochromis aureus, 1754 nucleotides long. RefSeq lists its product as uncharacterized. Gene Ontology annotation, cellular component: plasma membrane. Lineage: Eukaryota; Metazoa; Chordata; Actinopteri; Cichliformes; Cichlidae. The coding region runs from base 128 to 1060 and encodes 310 amino acids. The record is from RefSeq and is a predicted model, not a curated record. The transcript is spliced from 13 exons. Gene Ontology annotation, molecular function: transmembrane signaling receptor activity.